CGCUCAGCCCCCACUUUUAGUGUGACCAACCAGCCCGCUUACCCUGUAUUUUAUUGCCUUUUGCAAAUAAUAUUUGUUUACUGGUUGAAAAUCAAUGGAUAAGUUAAAUUUAACUUUAACGGCAGUUAAAAACCUACGCUCAAGCGUGCGCCAAUGCUUUGAACAGCUAGCUGAUGGCACCGAUGGCGAGGGCGUGGAGGAGAGCCGCAAUAAAUUUGUUCACGAUUUUCAAGACCGAUUUGGUGCUAUCAACUCGCAAUUGCGUGAAGUGGAGCAGCUCAUAAAUGGACUGCAAGUGCCGGCGACAGCAUAUCAUUUGGGUAAUACUACAUUUUUGGCACAGGAAACCUCGCAGGAUCGCCAGGCGCUGUAUCCACAGUUGGUUAACAGCUACAAGUGGAUAGAUAAAGUGCACGAUCAUAGUUUCUUGGCGUUUAAUAAUCUCAACCAAAACACGCUGCGCCGCUCUUACAACUACUGCUCACAAAAGCGACAACGUCUGCCCUUUACCUCAUUCAACAAUGAUCCGGACCACAUAGACAAGCUAUUAAGUGAGAUUAAUCAUCCGCCACACACAUCGUAUAAGGUGCUAAGACCCUUCGGCUCCAAUGCAGUGGCCAUAGUGUCCAUCAGCAAUGUAUUAAAGGCAGCGAUAGUAUUCAAGGGCGUGCUGAUUGAGUGGGUGACCAUAAAGGGUUACGAUGAGCCACUGGAUCAUGACGAUUUAUGGGCGGAGUCUCGUUAUGAGGUUUUCCGCAAGGUUCAAGAGCACGCACACUCGGCGAUGCUUCAUUUCUUCUCACCCACCUUACCGGAUUUGGCUGUCAAAAGCUAUGUCACCUGGCUCAAUAGUCAUGUCAAAUUGUUUCUCGAGCCCUGCAAGCGCUGCGGCAAAUAUAUAGCCAACGGUCUGCCGCCCACCUGGCGUGAUCUCCGCACACUUGAGGCAUUCCAUGAGGAGUGCCGCAAUAGCUAAGAAUUCUAUAGACACACAAUAGGCAUAACUUG
Messenger RNA from Drosophila busckii, 1008 nucleotides. It is a transcript of the gene MED27, whose product is annotated as mediator of RNA polymerase II transcription subunit 27. The record is from RefSeq and is a predicted model, not a curated record. The transcript is spliced from 3 exons. The coding region runs from base 95 to 976 and encodes 293 amino acids. Gene Ontology annotation, molecular function: transcription coactivator activity. Gene Ontology annotation, biological process: regulation of transcription by RNA polymerase II. Gene Ontology annotation, cellular component: mediator complex. Lineage: Eukaryota; Metazoa; Arthropoda; Insecta; Diptera; Drosophilidae.